AUGCCUCCCCCGGAGACGCUGGCGGGGGCGUCACAGCCGCAGGGGCUGUGCGCACGGCGAGCUCCGGCCCGGAACACGGGCUCCGCACACAGACCCACGGGAGGCACACUAACGGUCGCCAACGGCCCACAAACACUGCUAGCGGAGACCCCAUUGGCCAAUAGCGAUGGGACAUGGGCGCAGUCCCAGAGGGCGGCAACCCCAUUGGCCAAAGUCAAAGGGGCUCUGGCGCAGGCUCCAGUGUGGCAACCCCAUUGGCCAAGCUCCCUGAACAAACAAGGCGAAGGCGCAGGCUCAGGCGUGGUCACCCCAUUGGCUGAGGGCGGUGGGAGCGACGUGGCCACGUGCAGGGGCCUAGGGCAGCUGGACGCUGAGCUGACGAGGCUGCGGCCGGCCAUGUUGCGCCUCGCGGCCAAGCUGAAAACCGUGCAGGGCGUGGUGACGAGGUACUGCAGCGACUACGGCAUGAUCGACGACCUCAUCUACUUCUCCAACGACGUGGUGACGAGCAAAGUGCUGCUGAGCGUGGGGCAGGAGGUCAUCGCGGUGGUGGAGGAGGAUAAAGUGUCCAACGGGCUGAAGGCCGUCAGGGUGGAAGCUGUUUCCGAUAAGUGGGAAGAGGACAGCAAAAACCAGGGCAGAGGACUGUCCGACUCCAGCCCCCGGGUGCUGAUUGGCUGUGUGACGUCGCUGAUGAAGGGCGCCGGCUACAUCAAUCAGACCACAUACUUCUCUCUGAAGAGCGUUUGUGAAGGUUUCGAGCCGUGCAAGGGAGACUGGGUGGAGGCCACCUACUGGAUCCGGCCGGGCACAUGGAGCAGCGAGGCCCUGUCGGUGAAGCCGCUGCGGUACAAGCGUGUGGACAAGGUCUGCAUUUCCAGCCUCUGUGGCAGAAACGGGGUGAUCGACGACUGUGUCUUCUUCACCCUGGACUCUCUGAAGCUCCCUGAGGGGUACGUGCCGCGAAGGUACGACGUGGUCAGCACCGUGGUGGUGGAGAGCAGCCAGUCCUGCUACAUGUGGAGGGCCCUGUGCGUGACCCCCGUGAAGAGACGGCCCAGGACCGCCUUCGCGGUGUCACCGCCGCUUCGCCUCCUCUCUGGAGCUCCACCAGUCGGCACGCUGCGGGAAGGGGGCAGCAGGAGCCUGGUGGUCUGCAUCGAGAAUAAAGGAGAUGUCCCGCAGAAGCUGGUCAGCUGCAAGCUGGCCGGCUGGGACAGAACCAGACAGUUCCGGUUCCACUUGCUGCAGGGGACCCAGCAUGGCCCCCCAGCACCUGCUCCCGACCCUGAGACGCGGGAGAGCUGCCCAGACAAAACCUACCAGACGGCGGACAGCAGCGUGGCCCACAGCAGAGCAGUCUCUCCAGAUGACUGUGCCUGCAAAGGAGAAGAGGGAGGAAGCGGACAGGGCGGCUGGAGGAGGCAGGUCCCGGAGCCUGAGCCCAGUGGGCUCAUCCCUCCCGGAGGACGAGCCCUGAUUGUGGUCACGUGUGAGGCCAAGACCGCCGGCCGCUGCCAGGAGCUCCUCCUGCUCUGCUUCUCCAGCUGCCUCAUUGGGCGCAUCCUGGACGUGGGCGUGGUGAGCGCGGAGGAGGCCCUGAUCGCCGUGCGCGAGCCCUUCCUGUGGAAGAAGUCCAAGAGUCCCCCGGCGCCGGCGCCCACGAAAACGACGGUUGUCGUGACCACGCAGAAAAGGAACUCAAGACGCCAGCUUCCAAGUUUCCUUCCCCAGUACCCCAUCCCCGACCGGCUGAAGAAGUGUGUGGAGCAGAAGAUUGACAUCCUGACUUUCCAGCCGCUGCUCGCCGAGCUUCUGAACAUGUCAAACUACAAGGAGAAGCUGUCCACUCUGCUCUGGCUCGAGGAGAUCCACGCGGAGAUAGAGCUGAAAGAGUAUAACAUGAGCGGGGUCGUCUUGAAGAGGAGCGGGGACCUCCUGGUGCUGGAGGUCCCGGGGCUGGCCGAGGGCCGGCCUUCCCUGUACGCAGGUGACAAACUGGUUCUGAAAACGCAGGAGUACAACGGACACGUCGUUGAGUACAUCGGCUACGUGGUGAAGAUUCACGAAGAAGAUGUGACCCUUAAGCUGAAUCCGGAGUUUGAACAAGCGUAUAACUUUGAGCCUAUGGACGUGGAAUUUACAUACAACAGGACCACGAGCAGACGGUGUCACUUUGCACUUGAGCACGUCAGCCACUUGGGAGUGAAAGUGUUGUUUCCAGAAGAAGUCAUCUUACAGUCUCCCCAGGUGACAGGCAGCUGGAACUGUGCAGGAGACAGCAAGAGCGACGGGCAGCCCGCCCCCGAGAACAGGGAAGCUGAGAAGGACCAGCCUGAGCCUGCCACCAAGACGAGCCAGGCCGGUGCCCAGGACACACGGGGACCGGAGGCGUUGGCCACAGAGACGAGUCUCCUGGGCGAUGAGCUGCAGACCCCCGGGGCCCGAGAGAAGGAGUUCUUCAACCCCCUGCUCAACGAGAACCAGCAGCUGGCCGUGCGUAGGAUCCUGAGUGGCGACUGCCGCCCCCUCCCGUACGUCCUCUUCGGGCCUCCUGGCACUGGGAAGACGGUGACCAUCAUCGAGGCUGUGUUACAGGUGUACCACGCCCUGCCCGACAGUCGGAUUCUGGUGUGCGCGCCCUCCAACAGCGCGGCCGACCUCGUGUGCUUGCGGCUGCACGAGAGCUGCCUGCUGCGACCGGGCAGCAUGGUGCGCGUGAACGCCACCUGCAGGUUCGAGGAGACGAUCGUCGAGGCCAUCAAGGCGUACUGCAAAGACGGGGAGGACAUCUGGAAGGCCUCGCGCUUCCGCAUCAUCAUCAGCACCUGCAGCAGCGCCGGCCUCUUCUACCAGAUCGGAGUGCGAGUCGGACACUUCACGCAUGUGUUUGUGGAUGAAGCCGGACAGGCCAGUGAGCCGGAGUGCCUCAUUCCUCUGGGGCUGGUCUCCGACCUCAGCGGCCAGAUCGUCCUUGCCGGGGACCCCAUGCAGCUCGGGCCCGUGAUCAAGUCCCGGCUGGCCAUGGCCUACGGGCUGAACGUGUCCAUGCUGGAGAGGCUCAUGUCCCGGCCCGUGUACCUGCGAGACGAGGACGUGUUCGGUGCUUGUGGCGCCUACAACCCCCUGCUGGUGACCAAGCUGGUGAAGAACUACAGGUCGCACGCGGCCCUGCUGGCCCUGCCCUCCCGGCUCUUCUAUCACAAGGAGCUCGAGGUCUGUGCCGACCCCAAGGUGGUGACCUCCUUGCUGGGCUGGGAGAAGCUCCCCAAGAAAGGCUUCCCCCUCGUCUUCCACGGCGUGCGGGGCAGCGAAGCGCGGGAAGGGAGGAGCCCGUCCUGGUUCAACCCGGCCGAGGCCGUGCAGGUCAUGCGCUACAGCUGCCUCCUGGCCCGGAGCCUCUGCAGCCAGGUGUCCGCGCAGGACAUCGGCGUGAUCACGCCCUACCGCAAGCAGGUGGAGAAAAUAAAAAUUCUUUUGAGAAACGUGGAUCUGAUGGACAUAAAGGUUGGAUCAGUAGAGGAGUUCCAAGGGCAAGAGCAUUUGGUGAUCAUCAUCUCAACCGUGCGGUCGAACGAAGACCGGUUCGAAGACGAUAGGUAUUUCCUGGGUUUCUUGUCCAACUCAAAGCGGUUCAAUGUGGCCGUCACCAGGCCCAAAGCCCUGCUGAUCGUGCUGGGAAACCCCUACGUCCUGGUCAGGGACCCCUGCUUCGGCGCAUUGCUGGAAUACAGCAUCACCAAUGGUGCGUACACCGGGUGCGACCUGCCGCCCGAGCUGCGGCACCUGCAGGGCUGAACCCCACCUCCCUGCCUCGCCCCUGCUCCUGUGCCUGCUCCAGGGCUGCGGCGGCGCUCUGUCUAGCAACAGACGGUUGGCAUCACCCCUCCCUGCACAGUCUCCAUAGACACGUGCUCCUCAUCAAACCACACCAUG
Myotis davidii is the source of this 3936-nucleotide messenger RNA. It is a transcript of the gene MOV10L1, whose product is annotated as Mov10 RISC complex RNA helicase like 1. Gene Ontology annotation, molecular function: helicase activity. The coding region runs from base 1 to 3798 and encodes 1265 amino acids. The transcript has 28 exons. The record is from RefSeq and is a predicted model, not a curated record. NCBI's taxonomy places the organism in Eukaryota, Metazoa, Chordata, Mammalia, Chiroptera, Vespertilionidae.